CCCUCUGCCCCAGAGGAACGGGCACCAAAUCUCGGGAAACAAUGAAGCCUCCGCGGCGCGCAGAGGGCACCCGGGAGCAAUCGGCACCCAGCCGCGCGCCCUGAUGCGGGCCAGUGAGGCCGCGUGGGGCUGUAACCCGGCCUCGCCCGCCCAGGCGGUCUGACUUCGCUUCACACUGCAGCGACACUGCCACCCCUCUCCCUUCUUCGCGGUGCGGCUUCCACUCCAGCCCGGCUUUCCCCUCCUCGCCCUCCAGUUCUGGGCGGGGGCGUCCAGGGGUGCCCCACUGCUCCCCGCCACAGGUCUCAGGCUGGCGCAAUGAGGAGUGGCAGGGGGUGACCCUGCGCUCCUCGCCGCCGCGGGCGCGGGCCCCAGGAUUUGAAGUUGCGAGAAGCAGCCGCCACCUCCCGGGCGCUCCGCACUGCGCGGCAGCGGGAUCUACGCCUCCAGGAGCUGCCCAGCUCUCCCUCUAGGGGUGCAGAGCGAGCACGCGAGACACCCGGACCUCCCCUGGGCGCCAGCUCCGCGGCUCCAACGGGUCCAGAAACAAGCCGGAUUUUUUUUUUUCUUCCUGGAAAUUGGCUUUGGUGUGUGUUGCCCUACCUCCCUCCUCCCGCUCCCACCCACAGCCCCCCCUCCCUUUUUUUUUUUUUUUUUUUUUUUUGAGACAUGGCCCGGGCAGUGGCUCCUGGAAGAGGAACAAGUGUGGGAAAAGGGAGAGGAAGCCGGAGCUAAAUGACAGGAUGCAGGCGACUUGAGACACAAAAAGAGAAGCGUUCCUCUCGGAUCCAGGCAUUGCCUUGCUGCUUUCCUUUCUCCAAGACGGGCUGAGGAUUGUACAGCUCUAGGCGGAGUUGGGGCUCUUCGGAUCGCUUGGAUUCCCCUCUUUGCUGCAUUUCCCCCACGUCCUCGUUCUCCCGCGUCUGCCUGCGGACCCGGCAAAGGGAGAAUGGAGAAAGGGUUGCCGCUCCUCUGCGCCGCGCUCGCCCUCGCCCUCGCCCUGGCCGGCGCUUUUCGCAACGAUAAAUGUGGCGAUACUAUAAAAAUUGAAAGCCCCGGGUACCUUACAUCUCCUGGUUAUCCUCAUUCUUAUCACCCAAGUGAAAAAUGUGAAUGGCUGAUUCAGGCUCCGGACCCAUACCAGAGAAUUAUGAUCAACUUCAACCCUCACUUCGAUUUGGAGGACAGAGAUUGCAAGUAUGACUACGUGGAAGUCUUCGAUGGAGAAAAUGAAAAUGGACGUUUAUGGGGAAAGUUCUGUGGAAAGAUAGCCCCUCCUCCUGUUGUGUCUUCAGGGCAAUUUCUUUUUAUCAAAUUUGUCUCUGACUACGAAACACAUGGUGCAGGAUUUUCCAUACGUUAUGAAAUUUUCAAGAGAGGUCCUGAAUGUUCCCAGAACUACACAACACCUAGUGGAGUGAUAAAGUCCCCUGGAUUCCCUGAAAAAUAUCCCAACAGCCUUGAAUGCACUUAUAUUGUCUUUGCACCAAAGAUGUCAGAGAUUAUCCUGGAAUUUGAAAGCUUUGACCUGGAGCCUGACUCAAAUCCUCCAGGGGGGAUGUUCUGUCGCUAUGACCGGCUGGAAAUCUGGGAUGGAUUCCCUGACGUUGGCCCUCACAUUGGGCGUUACUGUGGACAGAAAACACCAGGUCGAAUCCGAUCCUCAUCGGGCAUUCUCUCCAUGGUUUUUUAUACCGACAGCGCAAUAGCAAAAGAAGGUUUCUCAGCAAACUACAGUGUCUUGCAGAGCAGUGUCUCAGAAGAUUUCAAAUGUAUGGAAGCUGUGGGCAUGGAAUCAGGAGAAAUUCAUUCUGACCAGAUCACAGCUUCUUCCCAGUAUAGCACCAACUGGUCUGCAGAGCGCUCCCGCCUGAACUAUCCUGAGAAUGGGUGGACUCCCGGAGAAGAUUCCUACCGAGAGUGGAUACAGGUGGACUUGGGCCUUCUGCGCUUCGUUACGGCUGUCGGGACACAGGGCGCCAUUUCAAAAGAAACCAAGAAGAAAUAUUAUGUCAAGACUUACAAAGUCGACGUUAGCUCCAACGGGGAAGACUGGAUCACCAUAAAAGAAGGAAACAAACCUGUUCUCUUUCAGGGAAACACCAACCCCACAGAUGUUGUGGUUGCUGUAUUUCCCAAGCCACUGAUAACUCGAUUUGUCCGAAUCAAGCCUGCAACUUGGGAAACUGGCAUAUCUAUGAGAUUUGAAGUGUAUGGUUGCAAGAUAACAGAUUAUCCUUGCUCCGGAAUGUUGGGUAUGGUGUCUGGACUUAUUUCUGACUCCCAGAUCACAUCAUCCAACCAAGGGGACAGAAACUGGAUGCCUGAAAACAUCCGCCUGGUAACCAGUCGCUCCGGCUGGGCACUGCCACCCGCACCUCAUUCCUACGUCAAUGAGUGGCUCCAAAUAGACCUGGGGGAGGAGAAGAUCGUGAGGGGCAUCAUCAUUCAGGGUGGGAAGCACCGAGAGAACAAGGUGUUCAUGAGAAAGUUCAAGAUCGGGUACAGCAACAACGGCUCCGACUGGAAGAUGAUCAUGGACGACAGCAAACGCAAGGCAAAGUCUUUUGAGGGCAACAACAACUAUGACACACCUGAGCUGCGGACUUUUCCAGCUCUCUCCACGCGAUUCAUCAGGAUCUACCCCGAGAGAGCCACUCAUGGCGGACUGGGGCUCCGAAUGGAGCUGCUGGGCUGUGAAGUGGAAGCCCCUACAGCUGGACCGACCACUCCCAACGGGAACCCAGUGGAUGAAUGUGAUGACGACCAGGCCAACUGCCACAGUGGAACAGGUGAUGACUUCCAGCUCACAGGUGGCACCACUGUGCUGGCCACAGAAAAGCCCACGGUCAUAGACAGCACCAUACAAUCAGAGUUUCCAACAUACGGUUUUAACUGUGAAUUUGGCUGGGGCUCUCACAAGACCUUCUGCCACUGGGAACAUGACAAUCACGUGCAGCUCAAGUGGAGUGUGUUGACCAGCAAGACGGGACCCAUUCAGGAUCACACAGCAGGAGAUGGCAACUUCAUCUAUUCCCAAGCUGAUGAAAAUCAGAAGGGCAAAGUGGCUCGCCUGGUGAGCCCUGUGGUUUAUUCCCAGAACUCUGCCCACUGCAUGACCUUCUGGUAUCACAUGUCUGGGUCCCACGUCGGCACACUCAGGGUCAAACUGCACUACCAGAAGCCAGAGGAGUACGAUCAGCUGGUCUGGAUGGCCAUUGGACACCAAGGUGACCACUGGAAGGAAGGGCGUGUCUUGCUCCACAAGUCUCUGAAACUUUAUCAGGUGAUUUUCGAGGGCGAAAUCGGAAAAGGAAACCUUGGUGGGAUUGCUGUGGAUGACAUUAGUAUCAAUAACCACAUUUCACAAGAAGAUUGUGCAAAACCAGCAGACCUGGAUAAAAAGAACCCAGAAAUUAAAAUUGAUGAAACAGGGAGCACACCAGGAUAUGAAGGUGAAGGAGAAGGUGACAAGAACAUCUCCAGGAAGCCAGGCAAUGUGUUGAAGACCUUAGACCCCAUCCUCAUCACCAUCAUAGCCAUGAGCGCCCUGGGGGUCCUCCUGGGGGCUGUGUGUGGGGUUGUGCUGUACUGUGCCUGUUGGCAUAAUGGGAUGUCAGAAAGAAACUUGUCUGCCCUGGAGAACUAUAACUUUGAACUUGUGGAUGGUGUGAAGUUGAAAAAAGACAAACUGAAUACACAGAGUACUUAUUCGGAGGCAUGAAGGCGGACAGUGAUGAAAAGACAGUCAGAGGACAGAAGUGGAAGGACGGGAGUGAGCUGGGGAGCUAUUGAUCUUUCACUAUACAGGCUGGGAAGUGUGUUGAUGACCACUGAGCCAGGCUUUUCUCAGGAGCUUCAAUGAGUAUGGCCGACAGACAUGGACAAGGAGCUGUGUUCACCAUCGGACUCAUGUACAGUCAGCUUUUUUCCUGUUGGUUUCAUUUGAAUAAUCAGAUGCUGGUGUUGAGACCAAGUAUGGUUGACUUAAUCAUUCAUUUCGACCCCUCCUGCCCCCCCAGCCUCCUCUCCCUUUUAUGGAUUCUUUUUGGAAACUGUGCGAAAUCCAAGAUGCUGGCACCAAGCGUAUUCCGUGUGGCCCUUUGGAUGGACAUGCUACCUGAAACCCAGUGCCCAGAAUAUACUAGAAUCACCGCGUAUCAGUGGACUCCUGAAGUUGUACUUGUGUAUAAUUGCCCGCGUCGUGCAUAGGCAAAGAAGGAUUAGGCUGUUUUCUUUUUAAAGUACUGUAGCCUCAGUACCAGUAUAGUGCAUCAGCCCUGUUUACGAAGCAAUACUGUCCGAUUUUCUUGCUGUUUUUCCAGUGUUGUACUAAACCUCGUGCUUGUGAACUCCAUACAGAAAACAGUGCCAUCCCUGAACACGGCUGGCCACUGGGUGUACUGCUGACAACUGCAACAACAAAAACACAAAUCCUUGGCACUGGCUAGUCUAUGUCCUCUCAAGUGCCUUUUUGUUUGUACUGGUUCAUUGUGUUACAUUAACGACCCACUCUCUUUCUUGCUGGUGAAAGCCCUACUCUUUAAUCAAACCGUGGUGGCCCACUGACUAAGAAGAAAGUUUAUUUUCGUGUGAGACGUCAGCCCCUCCGGGCAGGCAAGGGCUCUGAAGAUUUGGCAACGUGGCUUAAUUGUUCUGCUUUUUCUGUAGUUCAAUUUCAUGUCUCUUGACCCUUUUGUAUAAAGCUGCAAUAUUCUCUCUUGUUGUUCUUUCAUAUGGAAUGUAUUUUCAAAUGUAAACUCUUUUCUCUUUCUCUCUCCUAUCUCUCUGUCUUUUUUUCUCUCUUAAAAUUGGAGGAUUUGCCGUUGUCCAGAAAAGAAACUUGCAGCUUUAACCUGCUGGGAAUGGCAAACGAUUUUACUAGACUUUAUGUUUAAAAAUAAAUAAAUAAGGGAAAUUCCUAACUUUGCCCUCCAAAGUCUAACUUUGGUUUUCUUGUUAACUGGUUAAAGUGACAGUAUCUUUUUUCCUUAUCUAUUCUGUUCAAAACGACCUCUGAUAGAAAUGUUGGCAUUUAGUAGAAAUAGUGGUAAGUUGAGGAAAGAAAUAAUACAAAUUGGCUUUCAAGUGAGACCCAAAGGAAGAACUGGAUAAAAUCUUCCAAAUAUCCAAAAGCAUGAGAUUUUUCUAUCCAAAUAUGCAAAAAUGACCCAAGAGAACCUUCUUGUUUUGCUUCUGAGUCAGACAAGGGAAUUGGAAGGAAUAACAGUUAAUUUAAGAAUUAAACUAUAAAUCCUGAUGCCUGGGCGUCAAGUAUUUUAAGAUAAGAGGGGGGAAAACAUAAAGUCAAAACAAAUGGUUUACAAAGUUCAUAACAGCAACCUUGAAAAAAUAAACUUAAAUGAAUGCUUCUAGAAAUUUCCAGCAGCUUGCAAAAAAUAAGCCUGCCUUAGGGCUGGCAAUACCUAAGCCUCUAACAGCACAGGGAAGCAAAUAUCUUACCAGGCAGCCUAUGAAUUAACCCAAAGAAGCUUUGGUGGUUUUUGGUGCAUUUUUAUCAUGCCAUGUUGGACAUGAGAUUUUUUAGAUCUUCCUCCCUUCCCGCUUUGCUAGACGUCUCACUCAAAGACAUUUGUUGGGAGUCACAUUUGCAUCAUAGAUGAGACAGUCCAUUCAUCUUAGUUAAAUUGAAUUGAGAAUGCCUUUUGUUUCCAGGAAAGUAUUGAUCACCAUGAAAGAAGAAUAGUUUUUUGUCCCCAGAGGCAUUCAUUUAGUUGAUAUAAUCCUACCAGAAGGAAAGCACUAAGAAAGACUUGUUUUUUGCUUUUAAAGGCAACAGACUUAAAGUUGUCCUCAGCCAAGGAAAAAUGAUACUGCAACUUUAAAAUUUAAAGUAUCUUGCACUGAUAAAUAUAUUUAAAAAUUAUAUGUUUAUAAAGUUAUUAAUUUGUAAAGGCAGUGUUACAAAAUGUUCAGUUUAUAUUGUUUUAGAUUGUUUUGUAAUUUUUAAAGGUGUAAAAUAACAUAUUUUUUCUUUAUGGAAAUCUAUAAAACUUUCUGUAGUAAAAUGUUUUCAUUUUACUGGUAUAUUAUUGCUUCAUGUUUUGUACCAUCAUAAGAUUUUGUGCAGAUUUUUUUUACAGAAAUUAUUAUUUUCUAUGACAAUAUGACACUUGUAAAUUGUUGUUUCAAAAUGAACAGCGAAGCCUUAACUUUAAAUGACAUUUGUAUUCUCAGACACUGAGUAGCAUAAAAACCACAUAGAACUGAACUGUAACUUAAAUUCCAAACUAUGACUACUACAUUCCAAAGAAACAGUUGAAUUAAACAUUUUCAUAAAAUA
Molecule: messenger RNA, 6304 nt
Organism: Chlorocebus sabaeus (green monkey)
Lineage: Eukaryota; Metazoa; Chordata; Mammalia; Primates; Cercopithecidae
Source: RefSeq, a predicted model, not a curated record